AUGUCUUUCGGCAGACAUGCCUAUCGGCAUGCUCUUAAGCCACCAGCUACUCCAACACUUGACCAUCUCUGGAUCAGCGAUGACCUACUCGCAGCCACCUUUCGUCGCUUCGCCAACGGUCAACGACGCCAUGGGAGUUGUGUUCCUGGACCGUUGGAAGCACGGCGACGCUUAGCAAAGCGAAGAAAUACGGCUCUGGCAAGCAUAGGGGGAAGCCCGGCUGAAGAUAUCGCGUGUUUGUUUGGCCGCAAUGGAAGGGAACACAUGAAAUGGACCGACCAUCCAUGGCAGAGAGCACCAUUCGAGACCCAGAGUCUCGCCGAUCAUUCUAUGGGUCCUCCUGCAGUACCUUUCUCCUUCUCCGACCAGAACUCAGAGCUCCAACCCGAACCCAGUGAAUUUCAAACUACACAUGCUCCUCCGUCGUACCUUACCAAUCAAUCUACCCGUGAGCAAGCUCUAGAGGAAUUCUUGGAUGGGAAGAACUGGGGCAUUGAAGAUGCAAGGGAUUUCACUCGUCGGUUAAGAAUUGACCUCCACCGGGAGCCGCGAUACAGCCGGCAGAUAUUCGAGCGUUUACUUGCCCGGCCAGACCCAGACCUUACAGAAGCAAUUGCGUUCCUAGAUGAUCCAUUCAUGAAUACCCGGGGAUCAGGAAACUACGCUGCAGCUAUCGAAAUCUUCGUUCGAACAAAAACGAAACGCGGUAAACGAACCGCGGUUUUGAAUGCGAUCAAUCGUGCGUUGGAGUUGGGGUUGAUUUCAACUGAUGAGAUCUGUCUGAUCAUUACCGCUUUACCAAAUAUUAUUGUCGAACGAAACAAGACUCUGGGGUCAUGGGACCAUAAAGCUUUGUUGAAGCACUACCGGGCAAUGUGGAAAGCUAUCGGGUGCUGUAACAUUCUCGGGUAUCAUGAUCUGGAUAGAGGCAUUCUUGAUGCUUGGCUUGAAGAGCUCUUGCGUACUCGCAGCUUUCGUUUUGCCGAGGAAAUCAUCAUCGAGACCCAUGAUGCAAACAGUCGCAGCCAAUGGCCUUCUGCUUUGGUUCAGGCUUGGUUGGAAACCAUGGAAGUUGAUUCGGAGACAAGCUUGCCGUUUCCCGACAAGAUCUUCAGCCAGCUUGAUGCGAACAGUGCAGCAGACUGUGUCAUUCGUGUAACAGAGUCAUUGGCAUCGUCCUCAGCGGACAGAGUCCCCAGAAAUCAAUUGCUUGAAAGAUGGCGGGAUUGUCUCUCCAAUGCCGAGGUCAUUUCGACCGUUGCCAAGUCACAGGUCUGGUUUGAUUUCCCUCUCCCAUGUAUUGAAACACAGAUCAAGCAUGCACCCAUGAGCCACUCAACUCAACGUCAGAUCAUUUUGCGACUCUGGCUUCUACGAACACUUGGCCGAUCCACUGGACCCAUGUACAACCAGAGUGCAAGAGAAACGGAUCAACCAAUCUGCUCAUUACUCAAUCUUUACCAAACGGUGAUACAAGAUACUAGCGGAGAAUUCUUUCCGGACUUCAUGCGAGAAAUCCAUGACCUCGAUCUCCCAUACAACAGCCUUCUGCUCCUAGCUCUGAACAAAAAGGGCAAAACUUCCAUUACAAAAACGACCCGCAGAACCCUCGAACAACUCGAAACCUCCCAGCUCUCCCUAGCAGAAGUGUGGAAAAACCCAUCCGUAUAUAAGGGAAUACGACGACUUUUCCACACCACCUUUGACCAAAUGUUCCAUCGUAUGGACCUCACCAACCCAGCCACAGUUGAAGAGAUCCUGUCUGUUGUUCGAUCAGGCGACUCUAAUAACAUCUGGCCCAUCCUCACACUUCUCAACAGCAACACCCCAUUGAAGAUCAGCCUCCACAAAGCAUGGCAGCCAAUUCCACACCCCGACGAGAAAGUCCUCGUGCGAUAUCAUCCGGGCCCGCGGGACAGCCGAUGCCCCGAUCCCCAUGCUGCGGUCGACCUCAUAAACCAGCUGGCAGUUUCUCUCUCCUGCUGCAAGCACCUCACGCCAUGUCAAUCCUUCCAUAUGGUUCACUGGCUUUAUCGGUAUCUUCGAAGACACGGCGGGCCCGUGGAUCCGGAGUUCGUGCGGGCCAUGUAUCAUGCCGGUGUUGUGCGAUACCGCCGCGACGGUCGCCGUAUCUCGGCUACUCAGUAUGAGUACAUCCUUUGGAUUGUUGGAAAGUUUGAAGGCCCUGAGGUCGUUGAAGAGCUCACUGCUCUGCCUCAAAUCGGUGGAUCGAGGCUUGACUGGCAGUAG
This is a messenger RNA of Penicillium coprophilum, 2250 nucleotides long. RefSeq lists its product as uncharacterized. Lineage: Eukaryota; Fungi; Ascomycota; Eurotiomycetes; Eurotiales; Aspergillaceae. The transcript has 2 exons. The record is from RefSeq and is a predicted model, not a curated record. The coding region runs from base 1 to 2250 and encodes 749 amino acids.